Molecule: messenger RNA, 2293 nt
Organism: Colletotrichum phormii
Lineage: Eukaryota; Fungi; Ascomycota; Sordariomycetes; Glomerellales; Glomerellaceae
Product: phytoene desaturase
Exons: 1
Coding region: 209-1945 (578 amino acids)
Biological process (GO): carotenoid biosynthetic process
Molecular function (GO): oxidoreductase activity
Source: RefSeq, a predicted model, not a curated record
UCCUCUGUCUGCUUGAUCAAGUUCUCUCUUUGCCUUGUGAGCUGGUGAUAAUCUGAUUGGGCACUCGAUCUCAUCUGUUACAAUCUCACGACAAUCUCACGACAAUCUCACGGGCAUCACUUAUUGCCCUACACUUAGUGCAGCGAUCUAUCUCAUCCUACCUACUCAAUAGACAAUCCACCAUAUAAUCUCACACACUCCAUAAGCAAUGCCUCAACUCGGGGAAAAGCCCAAGAAGGCCAUCAUCGUCGGCGCAGGCGCCGGCGGCGUAGCCCUCGCCGCCCGCCUCGCAAAGGCAGGCUUCUCCGUCACCGUCCUCGAGAAGAACUCCUUCACGGGCGGCCGCUGCUCCCUCAUGCACCACGAAGGCCACCGCUUCGACCAAGGCCCCUCCCUCUUCCUCCUCCCCCAGCUCUUCCACGAGACCUUCCGGGACCUGGACACCACCAUGGCCGACGCCGGCGUCGACCUGCUGCGCUGCGAGACAAACUACAACAUCUGGUUCCACGACGGCGAGCUCUUCAAGCACUCGUCCGACCUCGCCGCCAUGAAGACGCAGAUUGAGCGCUGGGAGGGAAAGGAUGGCUUCGAGCGGUAUCUCAAGUGGCUCCGGGAGGCUCACACGCACUAUGAGAUCUCCGUCAAGGACGUGUUGCACCGGAAUUUUGGCAAGUUUCUCGAUCUUGCGAGGCCCGGUUUUGUAAGGCACGUUGUGAACCUGCACCCGCUGGAGAGUAUCUGGAGCCGCGCGAGCAGGUACUUCUGGACUGAGAGGCUGCGGAGGGUGUUUACGUUCGCCGUCAUGUACAUGGGCAUGUCACCCUUUGACGCUCCCGCGACGUACUCUUUGCUUCAGUACACCGAGUUCGCCGAGGGCAUCUGGUACCCCCGCGGCGGCUUCCACCAGGUCGUGGCGGCGCUGGUGCGCAUCGGCGAGCGGAUGGGCGUCGACUACCGCCUCAAUACGCCCGUCUCCCGCGUCCUAACAGAUGGCCAGAAGGCGACGGGCGUGGAGCUCGAGUCCGGCGAAUCCCUCACGGCAGACGUCGUUAUCGUCAACGCUGACCUCGUCUACGCCUACGGCAACCUCCUCCCCAAGACCCCCGCCAUCAUGGACUACACAAAGUCUCUCCGCAAGAGGGAGGCCAGCUGCAGCUCCAUCUCCUUUUACUGGUGCAUGGACCGCAAGAUCCCCGAGCUCUCCGUCCACAACAUCUUCCUCGCCGAAGAGUACCAGGAAUCCUUUGACGCAAUCUUCAAGAAGCAUUCCCUCCCAAGCCAGCCCAGCUUCUACGUCAACGUGCCCAGCAGGAUCGAUCCCUCGGCAGCGCCUGAAGGAAAAGACACCGUCAUCGUCUUGGUCCCUGUUGGCCAUCUCCAAGAGUCAAAGGGCGACGGGCCGGGUUUGACGUCGGACCCUAAGCACUGGGACGACAUCGUCGCCCGAGCCCGUGCGGCCGUCGUGGAGAUUGUGAGUGCCAGAACGGGCUGCGCGCCCCUGACUGACUCCGUUACGCAUGAGAUUGUCAACACGCCCCUGACGUGGGAAGAUAAGUUCAACUUGGACAAGGGCGCCAUCUUGGGCUUGACGCAUGGUAUCUUCAACGUCCUGGCUUUCCGCCCGCGCACACGCGCGGAGGGUUUGGAGAACGCGUAUUUCGUUGGCGCCAGCACGCACCCCGGUACCGGCGUGCCAAUCGUAAUGGCUGGUGCCAAGAUCACGGCGGAGCAGAUCCUCGAUGACCGCGGCCUGGAAGUACCCUGGGCUAGGGGCUUUGACGGUAUUUUGAAGCCGCAGAGCCAGUCACCAGGAAAUAAGAAGCUGGAUAACGUGCGGUACGGGUUCCACUUUGGCUCCGAGGAGGUUGCCAUCCUGUCUUUCGGGCUGGUCUUGGCUUUGAUUUACUUCAUAUUUUGGCCUACUGUGCAACCGUGGGUUUGCUGAGCUGGAUAUUCAAGGUAUGAGUGGAAUGAUUAGGUCAUGGUAGCAUCUUUUGGUUAAUAUAGACACGCUACUUCCAAAUUCUUGUUGUCAUAUUACUUGAAUUCCCUGUUGGCCAUGCUCGCUCGAGUACUUACUCCUCAAAGGUGUUACUUAUAAGUACAAUAGCAUUGGCGAGACCUAGAAUCAAUCAGCGGUUAUCGCCAACGAAAAAUUAUAAGUCGGCAGAAUAAGGUCAAGCCACAUUGUAUGUCUCAUAGUGAGCCUUGAGCUACGAUGUUUAGCUCGAGGAGGUAGUAGACAAUACAUCCUAGCUCUCAUUCAAGUCACUCAAAAAUGACAAAAAUGCAG